UUUCGCUAUCUGCUUUAAAUCCUCGUCAAAACCCUCCUACUCCGCCGCUUUGCUUCUCUUCAUCUCUUUCUGCAGCAAAGCUCCUCAGACGGAAUCAAAAUGGCGUCAGAGAAGAAGUUGAGCAACCCAAUGAGGGAAAUCAAGGUUCAGAAGCUAGUCCUUAACAUCUCCGUUGGUGAAAGCGGAGAUAGGCUCACCAGAGCAGCCAAGGUCUUGGAGCAACUCAGCGGCCAAUCCCCUGUUUUCUCUAAGGCUAGGUAUACUGUGCGGUCCUUCGGAAUUAGGCGUAAUGAGAAGAUUGCUUGCUAUGUCACUGUCAGAGGAGACAAAGCUAUGCAGCUCCUUGAGAGUGGAUUGAAAGUCAAGGAAUACGAGUUGUUGAGAAGAAACUUCAGUGAGACUGGCUGCUUUGGUUUUGGCAUUCAGGAGCACAUUGAUCUUGGAAUCAAGUAUGACCCUUCAACCGGUAUCUAUGGUAUGGAUUUCUAUGUUGUGCUCGAGCGCCCAGGAUACCGUGUUGCUCGUCGUAGGAGGUGCAAGGCCCGAGUUGGAAUUCAGCACAGGGUCACAAAGGAUGACGCUAUGAAGUGGUUCCAAGUCAAAUAUGAAGGUGUUAUCCUUAACAAAUCCUCAAACAUUCAGUAAGUUGAUAUCCACUGUUGGAUCAGUUUGUCCCCCAGCAAGGUGUUAUGUUUUCUAUGCAUUUUGUAGACCAACAUCUAAUACUCCUAGAGUUCAAAGGUUUUGAAGAGUUGCUGUUAUUUGGCAUAUCAGGAUAUUAUAGUUUGUUUGCAUUUUUGCUAUCUGAUGAAUUUAAUUUUAUUAUCCUUCUUGAUUGGUUGA
Nicotiana tabacum (common tobacco) is the source of this 843-nucleotide messenger RNA. Lineage: Eukaryota; Viridiplantae; Streptophyta; Magnoliopsida; Solanales; Solanaceae. The record is from RefSeq and is a predicted model, not a curated record.